GCAAAAGGAGAAUGGUGCACCUUCGCGCGGAUGCGAAUGGGAGGUUAUUCAAUCUCGCACUUACUUUAUUUUAACUUUUUCCACAUCUUACCUUGGAUUUUACUCACACGGUGCCAAACAUAAACUCAUUUUGCCUCGUAUCACAAAUGGCGUGGAGUAUAUCAGAGCGGAGAGCGCGCGAAGGUUUUGUAUGCGUUUACCUACACUUGCUUUUCUUUAUAUUGACUGGGAUACGUCACGCAUCCGCACAGGGAUAUGAGAGUUUGGGAUUAACGUAUGGUUUAAGAUCUGAACUUUCAGAAGACGCCAUUCUCGUUGCAAAUAACGGAAUACGAGUUCCCUUCGGCAGAUCUGUUUAUAUCGAUCCGAUCAACGACUUGGUUGUCCAAGUUCAGCCCGGCGACAAGUGCACCGUAACGGUUCUGGAUAACGAUGCGCUCACACAGAGACCAGGACAGCUGUCCCCGAAAAAGUUUCCUUGUGAUUUUGGUCCCAACGAUGUAAAGUACUCGCAUUUUGGAUCUAGGAGCCCUUCAAAAGACAGGGUGAGACUUCAGCUGAGAUACGAUACACAGACUGACACGGUUAUUAUUCCCUUUAUGAUGGAAGUGGAGGUCAUUUUCACCCAACUUGAGAUUUUGACCAAACACAUGCCUCUGACAGUGGAAAAAUUGCUUGGGAUGAGUAACUCUAUUGAUAGGAGAAUUCUGGAGUUCUCAUAUGAUAGAAAUGCAUACAUGUGUAAAAUUACAUCUCUGACCAGUGGCAGCUUUUUGCCCAGGUAUGGAAAGCUGGUUGAUGACGGUAAGUUAGGGAAGCCUGUGGACUGUGAUGAAUUUGUCAGGAUGAACAUACGCUAUAGGCACACGUUUGCACACCGUUCCCCAAACAGAGAUUAUAUUCCCAUGUAUUUAGAGUUGCAUGACAAAGAAGCGAAUGUACUAAAGCAAGAGUUUUUCCAAGUUGUUGUGAUUAUAAAGGAGGGCGAGGAGAACACAGCCCCAAAACCAAGUUUUAUUGCCAUGAUGAUGAUGGAGGUCGAUCAGUUUGUGAUGACAGCUAUAACCCACGACAUGCUUGCGGCUGAGGAUGUCGAAUCCAAUCCCGAUGAUUUAAUCUUCAACAUCACUUCCCCGCUGUCUUUUGAGGAGGGCUACAUUGUGAGCACAGAUGACAGAAAUUUGCCCAUCACAUCCUUUUAUCAGCGAGACCUAAAGGAUCUUAAAAUAGCCUAUAAGCCUCCCUCUGUGGAUUCAGAUGCCGAGCGAAUUUUCCAAAUUGAGUUUGUGGUUGUAGAUACUGAGGGUGCCAUAUCUGACCCCUUUGCUUUUAUGAUUGUGGUUAAACCCAUGAACACCCUAGCGCCGGUUGUGACCCGUAACACCGGGCAGCUGCUCUAUGAGGGCCAGUCGAGGCCGCUGUCCAGUUCUCAAAACCUGCAAAUUAGCGACGAAGACAACUUGGACCAUGUCCAGAUAACGGUUAUUGAUGGCCUGCGGCAUGGGGAGCUCACAGUACUGGGUACAAGGCGCAAAUACUUCACGCCAGCAGAUCUUGAUGUCGGCAGCGUUAUCUACCAGCAUGAUGGCAGUGACACCUAUAGCGAUAAUAUAAUUUUUAGAAUGACAGAUGGUAAACACGAAGUGGAGUUUUUAUUUCCUAUCACUGUGGUGCCAACUGAUGACGAGCCUCCUAUAAUUAAUGCCAACACAGGUUUAGUUUUGUUCAAAAACCAGAUGAUGCCCAUUUCUCCUUUAACCCUUAGUGCAGCAGAUAUAGAUUCUGAGGAUUCAACUAUUAAAUUUAUAAUUGUGCCUCCCUACUCGACUAUUGGAGAGGUAAUACUUAGGCAGUCGGAUGCACCUGAAGAUCCAUCCACGUGGAGGUUUAACGCAGAAGAUGAAAUGUAUGAAAAAGUAGUGACAGAAUGGUUCCAGCAAGACAUCACAGAAGAGAAACUGUUUUACAGGCAUAUUGGACCGCAUAACACAAAGACCAUCAUGGACCAGUUUAAUUUCAAAGUGCAAGAUGACAAUGACCCCCCAAACCAAUCAGGUGAGAACUUAUUCAUCAUCAAAGUUCUUCCCAUUGAUGAUAUUCCUCCUGAGUUGUACCCGGGGACGACUCUGCAAGUGACUGUUCAUGAAUACCAGCUCACCUAUUUUCGAAAGAAAUUCUUGCGCUACACAGACUUAGACUCAGAAGACAGGGAUUUAAAGUACACCAUUACCAAACCGCCCACAGACACUGAUGAAAACAGCCCUGGCAUUCUGGGAACCAUUGUAUUGACUGAAAGUCCAGGCGUAGAGGUCACAGAAUUCACCCAGGCGCAGAUAAAUCAUCACAAGGUAGCAUACAAACCUCCUGAUCUAGAGCUUGGGAUAACUCCACAUGUGGUGCAGUUUCAUUACAAAGUCGAGGACACAGCAGGAAACAGCGCAGAUGGAGUUUUUACCAUAUUUUUGCAACCUGUUGACAACAAGCCCCCCCAGAUCACCAACACUGGUUUCACCAUACAAGAACGAGGGAUGCACGUCAUCACUCGUGUUGAGUUGCACACAGUGGAUGCAGACACGGACAGCUCACGGAUACUGUUCACGAUUACCCAACUUCCAAAGCAUGGCCAGAUUAAAUACACAUUCACUGAUAUGACUAAAGGGGAUUCAUUCAACCUGGAUGAUAUAUCCAAUGGUAGAAUAUCUUAUGUUCACAAUGGAGAAGAGUCAACCAGCGAUUUCUUUACGCUGGACGUCAGCGAUGGUGUCCAUGUUGUCACCAUCACUGUUAGGAUCAAUGUGAAACCUAUCGAUGAUGAAGCACCAACCAUUAGUCUUCCAGAGGGCACCAUUGGUUCUUAUAUCGAUGUUUUGGAGAACGGAGCAACUGAGAUCACCACCAAUGUUAUUCGGGGUCGGGACGAAGACACGGAUGACCUCAGACUGACCUUUAUAGUGGAAGAUCCCCCGGUGUUUGGUGAAAUAUUAGUGAAUGGUGUGCCGUCCAAUAGAUUCACUCAAGCAGACAUCAUUAGUGGCUGGGUGGUGUACGCACAUACAAGCGGAGAGAUUGGCUUGACAACAAAACACGACUACUUUAAUCUCACUCUUACUGAUAUGUCGGAUGAAUGGACAGUGGGGGGUAAUAAAAUCAAAGGGGUUCAAGUGCAAGUCACCAUUCUUCCAUUGGACGGUCAGGCUCCUGAGGUCUUUGUUGGCCCACAAUUCCGUGUCGUGGAGGGUGAGAAAAACGUUAUUGAGAUCUUGCACAUAAGCGCUAAUGAUAUUGAUACCCCUAUCGAUGACCUUCUUUGCACAAUUAUUGUGCAGCCUACUUCAGGAUAUCUUGAAAAUAUCUCUCCCGCACCAGGCUCGGAGAAAUCUAGAUCGGGGAUUGCCAUUAGUGCUUUCACCAUCAAAGACAUUAGGAAAAAUCAUAUUUAUUAUGUGCAGAGUAUUCAUAAAGGUGUUGAGCCUGUCGAGGACAGGUUUACUUUCAGGUGUUCUGAUGGCAUAAACUUUUCAGAGAGACAUUUUUUCCCCAUAGUGAUAAUCCCAUCAAAUGAUGAAAAGCCAGAGAUCCAUAUGAGAGAGUUUGUGGUGAUGGAAGGGAUGAACAUUGUGAUUGACACUCCAAUAUUAAACGGCGCUGAUGCUGAUAUUCCGGCGGAUGAACUCACAUUUAUUAUUUCAAAGCCUCCGAAACACGGAUAUAUUUUUAAUCAGCUCACCUCAGGCACCGUUCCUGUGACAAACUUCACCCUGGAUCAGAUACGAGAGGCUUCGAGUAUUGUGUACGAGCAUGAUGAUUCAGAAACCACAGAGGACAGUUUUGAAGUUAUUCUCACUGAUGGGAAAUUCACAGUGCAGAGAACCGUCAUGGUUAUGGUAAUUUUAGUCGAUGAUGAAACUCCAAGAAUGGCAAUUAAUGAUGGCCUUGAAAUCGAGAUAGGAGAUGUAAAAAUUAUCAACAACAAAGUUUUAAAAGCCACUGAUCUGGAUACAGAAGACAGCACUUUAACUUAUAUUAUCCGUUAUGGUCCAAAUCAAGGACUUUUACAAAAGAGAACUCCGUCCGGACUGAUAGUAAACAUAACUAUUGGCAUGAACUUCACGCAAAAUGAGAUUGACGAAGAUAUGAUCAUGUACAUUCACAAUGGACAAGAAGGAGUUCGUGAUCUGAUCAAAUUUGAUGUUACUGACGGCAUAAACCCUUUGAUUGACAGGUACUUCUAUGUAACUGUUGGAGGUAUAGACAUGGUAUUUCCAGAUGUGAUCAGUAAAGGUGUUUCUCUUAAAGAAGGAGGCCGGGUGACCCUGACCACAGAUCUGCUCAGCACCAGCGAUCACAACAGUCCUGACGAACACUUGGUCUUUACUAUAACGCGCGCCCCUGUGAGAGGUCACCUUGAAUGUACUGAUACUCCUAGUAUGCCCAUAAGCUCUUUCACUCAGUUGCAACUAGCCGGUAAUAAAAUUUAUUACAUCCACACUGCCGAUGACGAAGUGAAGAUGGAUAGUUUUGAGUUUGAGGUGACGGAUGGUUACAACCCUGUGUUCCGCACCUUUCGUGUUUCCAUUACAGACGUGGAUAACAAAAAGCCAGUGGUCACCAUUCACGGGCUGGUGGUCAGUGAAGGUGAAAAGAAGUUAAUCACUCCUUUUGAGCUGACGGUGGAGGACCGUGAUACCGUCGACCAGCUUUUAAAGUUUACAAUCACCCAGUUGCCCGUCCACGGCAAGUUGCUGUUUAACAACACCCGACCUGUCAAUUCCUUCACCAAGCAAGAUCUGAAUGAAAACAUGAUCAGUUACAAACAUGAUGGGACGGAGUCUGCCUCCGACAGCUUUUCAUUUACUGUAACUGAUGGAACUCAUACAGACUUUUAUGUUUUCCCGGACACAAUUUAUUCCACUCGCAAGCCACAGGUGAUGAAAAUCACAGUUGUUUCAGUGGACAAUGGGGUCCCACAGGUUGUAACCAAUAAGGGUGGUACGACAUUAAAAAUUCUCCCGACUGGUCACCUAGGGUUCCUUAUUACCAGUAAAGCAUUAAAGGCAGAAGACAGAGACAGCUUUCAUAGAGCUGUGACUUUUAAAAUUACCAUUGGAGCUGAACAUGGCUACCUUAUUGACAUGGGAAAAGGCAAUGCCACCAUCACCACAUUUACCCAAGCUGACAUCGAUGACAUGCACAUAUGUUACGUGCUUCGAGACGGAGACAAUGCCACGAGCGACACAUUCUACUUUUCCAUUGAAGACAACGGGGGCAACAGGCUAAAGAACCAACAGUUUCGGCUAAACUGGGCUUGGAUCUCCUUGGAAAAAGAGUACUAUCGGGUGGAGGAAGAGGCCAAGUUUCUGGAGGUGGUUUUAAGAAGAAGGGGCUACCUUGGCGAGACUUCGUUUGUUGGUAUAGGCACCAAAGAUGGCACAGCUGAAAAGGACAAAGAUUUCAGAGGGAAGGCCCAGAAGCAAGUCCAAUUUAACCCUGGCCAGACCACUGCCACCUGGAAGGUGCGCAUCCUGUCGGAUAGCCUGUUCGAGCAGUCCGAGACCUUUCAGGUUGUUCUGUCAGAACCUGUCAUGGGUGCUCUGGAGUUCCCAGAGGCAGCGACAGUGGAAAUCGUCGACCCUGAGGACGAAUCCACAGUGUUCAUCCCUUCGGCUACGUACUCUAUUGAAGAGGAUAUUGGAGAACUUCUGAUUCCUGUGCAAAGAUCUGGAGAUGUCAGUCAGGAACUCAUGGUCAUCUGCUUUACACAACAAGGCACAGCCAAAGGCACGGUUCCCACCACAGUGUUGUCCUUUUCUGACUACAUUUCCCGACCAGAGGAACACCACAGCGUGCUGCGGUUCGAUAAAGACGAGAAAGAGAAACCCUGCCGUGUGGUCGUCAUCGAUGACUCACUCUAUGAGCCAGAGGAAAGCUUUAAUGUGACCCUCAGCAUGCCAAUGGGCGGCCAACUGGGACAGGAGUUUUCGACCACAAGAGUCACCAUCUUAGCCGAUACAGACGAUGCACCAGUGUUCUACUUCGGAGACAUGGAGCACCACGUAGAUGAGAGCGAUGGUUACGUCGAAGUUCGAGUUUGGAGAACAGGAAGUGACCUCUCAAAACCCGGAACGGUCACAGUGCGCUCUCGGAAAACCGACCCUGUUUCAGCUGAAGCUGGUGUGGACUAUGUUGGGAUUAGUAAGAACCUGGACUUUGCCCCUGGCGUCAACAUGCAGACGUUCAGGGUUACAAUCCUGGAUGACCUGGGACAACCGGUGCUGGAGGGGCCAGAGAAGUUUGAGCUGCUCCUACAUAUGCCCAUGAACGGCAUAUUGGGAGAACCAGGAAAAGCCACUGUCUACAUCAAUGACUCUGUUUCAGAUUUGCCCAGGGUGCAAUUUCGAGAUCCGACAUACACGGGUAAUGAGAACGAUGGGGAGAUAUCUGCUAUUGUGUACCGCAGCGGAGAUCUGAGCUACAAGUCCAGCGUGCGCUGCUAUAGUCGUCAGGGCUCGGCUCAAGUCAUGAUGGACUUCAAUGAGAGGCCAAACACAGACUUCUCAAUCAUCACCUUCUUACCAGGAGAGGUGGAGAAGCCCUGUGUUCUCAUCCUUGUGGAUGACACUGAACACGAGGAAGAUGAAGAACUGAGACUGGUGCUGGGAAGCCCCAAGAGUGAAUCUCCAUUUGGUGCAUCCAUAGGGACUCAAAAUGAGACGCUCAUUACGAUUAAGGAUGCCGCUGACAAGGCCAUUAUCAAAUUUGGGGCAACCAAGUUCAGUGUCAGUGAGCCCAGUGAGUCAGGUCAGGUGACCGUGGUGAAGAUCCCAGUGCAGAGAGUUGGAGACACAUCCAAAGUCUCUGUUGUCCGGGUCCACACUAAGGAUGGAUCAGCUUCUUCUGGACAAGAUUACCACCCUGUCUCAGAAGAUGUCGAGUUUAAAGAGGGAGAAACCGAACACAUAGUGGAGGUGGAAAUUUUAUACGAUGGCGUGCGAGAGAUGAGAGAGGCCUUUACAGUCCAUCUGAAACCUGAUGAGAACAUGGUAGCAGAGAUUCAGGUGACAAAAGCCAUCAUCUACAUAGAGGAGACAAACAGUAUGGCAGAUGUGACAUUCCCAUCAGUGCCAGUGGUGGUCUCACUAUUGCACUAUGAUGAUACAACCAGAACUAGAAAUACACAGCCGGCCGCUGGAUAUCCUGUAGUCUGUGUUACGUCGUGCAACCCAAAGUACCCUGACUUUGACCGGACGGGCUCCAUCUGUGCCGCCGAGCACAUUAACAACACGCUGACCCGAUACCGCUGGAUGGUCAGCGCCCCCACGGGACCAGACGGAGUGACCAGCCCCAUGAAGGAGGUGGAUUUUGACACCUUCUUCAGCUCCUCCAAAAUGAUCACUUUGGACUCUGUGUAUUUCCAGGCCGGCUCGCGGGUGCAGUGCGCGGCCCGGGCUGUGAACUCCAAUGGAGAUGAAGGUCUGGAGCUCAUCAGCCCUAUAGUCUCCAUCAGCAUAGAGGAGGGUAUGUGUCAGCCUCGGGUUGUUGGCACAGUUGGAGCUGAACCGUUCUCCGCCAAGCUGCGCUACACUGGGGCAGAAGAUCCAGAUCACCCAAAUCUCAUUAAACUCACUGUCACCAUGCCCCAUAUAGAUGGUAUGUUACCAGUGGUCUCCACUCGGCCCCUGUCCAACUUCGAGCUGACCUUGAGUCCAGACGGCACACGCGUGGGCAACCACCGCUGCUCCAACCUGCUUGACUACACAGAGGUGCGAACACGUUACGGUUUCAUCACAAAUGCCACCCGCAAUCCAGAGGCCAUCGGUGGAACUGCACCUUACCAAUACAGCGCAGCCCUCAGGGGUCAGAGCACCCUACGAUUUUACCGAAACUUGCACUUGGAGGCCUGCUUAUGGGAGUUUGUCAGCUACUUCGACAUGUCCGAGCUGCUCAGUGAUUGUGGAGGAACUAUUGGGACUGAUGGACAGGUUCUGAACCUAGUGCAGUCUUAUGUCACUCUGCGUGUGCCGCUGCACGUGUCAUACGUGUUUCAUUCGCCCGUUGGCGCAGGCGGUUGGCAGCACUUUGACCUGCAGUCUGAGCUGCGUCUCACUUUUGUGUAUGACACGGCCAUAUUGUGGAGGGAUGGCAUUGGGAGUCCCCCAGAGGCCGAAUUACAAGGCAAGACACAGAUUGCCUUAUUUAUAUUAUCUUAUUAA
Paramisgurnus dabryanus is the source of this 8210-nucleotide messenger RNA. It is a transcript of the gene frem2b, whose product is annotated as FRAS1 related extracellular matrix 2b. Gene Ontology annotation, biological process: anatomical structure morphogenesis; cell communication. The record is from RefSeq and is a predicted model, not a curated record. Gene Ontology annotation, cellular component: membrane. Lineage: Eukaryota; Metazoa; Chordata; Actinopteri; Cypriniformes; Cobitidae.